Gracilinanus agilis (Agile Gracile Mouse Opossum) is the source of this 786-nucleotide messenger RNA. RefSeq names its product gamma-aminobutyric acid receptor subunit rho-1-like. Lineage: Eukaryota; Metazoa; Chordata; Mammalia; Didelphimorphia; Didelphidae. Gene Ontology annotation, cellular component: membrane; GABA-A receptor complex; neuron projection. The coding region runs from base 1 to 786 and encodes 261 amino acids. The record is from RefSeq and is a predicted model, not a curated record. Gene Ontology annotation, molecular function: extracellular ligand-gated monoatomic ion channel activity; GABA-A receptor activity; neurotransmitter receptor activity. Gene Ontology annotation, biological process: monoatomic ion transmembrane transport; nervous system process; regulation of membrane potential. The transcript is spliced from 6 exons.
AUGACGUGUUGUAGCAUGAAAGUGUUUUUCAUUGCAUUUUUCCUCUGUGAUCUCACACGGCCUACGAUGGGUCCGCCCAGUGCAGACUUUACCAUGACCCUGUACCUGAGGCACUAUUGGAAGGACGAAAGGCUGUCUUUCCCUAGCACAAACAACCUCAGCAUGACAUUUGAUGGCCGACUGGUUAAAAAGAUCUGGGUUCCUGACAUGUUCUUUGUACAUUCCAAGAGGUCCUUCAUUCAUGACACCACUACAGACAAUGUUAUGCUCCGGGUCCAGCCUGAUGGGAAGGUGCUAUACAGCCUCAGGGUCACUGUAACUGCAAUGUGCAAUAUGGAUUUCAGUCGCUUUCCCCUGGACACACAAACAUGUUCACUUGAAAUUGAAAGUUAUGCUUACACAGAAGAUGACCUUAUGCUGUAUUGGAAAAAAGGGAAUGAUUCCUUGAAGACAGAUGAGAGGAUCUCCCUGUCCCAGUUCCUGAUACAAGAAUUCCAUACCACCACUAAGCUUGCCUUUUAUAGUAGCACAGGAUGGUACAACCGCUUAUACAUUAACUUCACUUUACGUCGCCACAUCUUCUUUUUCUUGCUCCAAACCUAUUUCCCUGCUACUUUGAUGGUCAUGCUGUCUUGGGUGUCCUUCUGGAUUGAUCGUAGAGCUGUGCCUGCCAGAGUUCCUUUAGAGGAACAUGAAAAGAUGUACUUGUGCAAAGGGCAUGGUGGGGAUCCUGAGGAAGAACAGAGAAUCAAGUACAGGAUAAGGAUUUUGUCAGUGUACCUCUGA